UAAAUGUGGUUAUAUUUGAUGACGUUAUAUCAACUACUCAAAAACUCGGUGUUUUAAACUUUUUGAGGAGAGGGUGGCAUGUGUGUUGGAGGGUUCUUGCCCACCAGACACAGAAAGCUUCCAUAACCGUCCUGGGCACUCACUUCUCCAUGGUUUGGUUAUGGGCCUACACUCUUAGCCCAGGACACUUUGUCUCAUCUGGGCCUUUCUGUUUCCUAGCAACCAAGUGGACACCCCAAGAAGCCUUCAACCAGACCCAGUCCAGCUCCCUCCUGCGUGACCCGGUGGAGGGGAAGAACAGCACCAAUUCCACCAGGACCCUGAGGCUGCCGGAUCCAACCGGCGCUGCGUGGUACAUCCUCACCAUCAUUGGCAUCUAUGGACUCAUCUUCAUCUUCCGGCUGGCCAGUAACAUUCUCAAGAGGUCCUUGGAGGACAUUUACUGCUCAGACUUACCUUCUGAACUCAAAAGGAAAGGGUUUCAGAGCAGGGUGGCCCAGUGUCCGUCACUGAUCAGCAGCAACGCAGCUGUCCUUCAGCCUCAGCAGCUCGGCCUGGAACCAAAGUGUGAAGACAGCAGGCUCCACUGA
Rattus rattus (black rat) is the source of this 590-nucleotide messenger RNA. RefSeq names its product small integral membrane protein 34A (gene Smim34). NCBI's taxonomy places the organism in Eukaryota, Metazoa, Chordata, Mammalia, Rodentia, Muridae. The record is from RefSeq and is a predicted model, not a curated record.